Osmerus eperlanus (European smelt) is the source of this 978-nucleotide messenger RNA. RefSeq lists its product as uncharacterized. The record is from RefSeq and is a predicted model, not a curated record. The transcript is spliced from 6 exons. The coding region runs from base 108 to 824 and encodes 238 amino acids. Lineage: Eukaryota; Metazoa; Chordata; Actinopteri; Osmeriformes; Osmeridae.
GACAAGCAGCCAGUGUUUGUGACAGAGCAAGUAAGAGACACAGGGGAGACACAUGCUGACAUAACAUCCGUUAAUAGAAAGCCUGAAAGAGAAAUAAGGCAGCAGCUAUGCUAGUCCUGUGUGUUGCUGCGGUUCUAGGUCUUCUCUCAGCAGGUCAAGCUGCUCCUCUGACCUGUGAGGCCCUGGUGAAACCUCUAGAGAACACCAACUUGGAGAUGCUGCUGGGGAAGUGGAUGGUGAUAGGUGACACCUCUCAGGUGCCAGGGUUCAGGACACUGGGCAAGCUGCUCUAUAGCAGCGGCUGGAUGGAAUUCACUGCCACCUCUGACAGCAACAGAGUCAUCUACACAGAGAUCUAUAAUACCCUUGGUGUGUGCUACAGUCUUCGCUUCAACAUGACCUUGCAAGACAAUGUUAUGAAUAUUGCACCUUUGGAUUGUCCUCAUGUCCUCCUGAAGACUGACUGCCCAGACUGUCUCCUCAUCCAAUCAUCUUGUAAAGUGGCAGGAGAAACCUUCCUGGGUCUUGAGUUACUCAGUAGGAGACGAGAGGUGACCUCUGCUGAACUGGACAGAUUUAAAAAGCAAGCAGAAUGUCUCAGUCUUCAUCGACCGCUCGUCCUCAGUCCUCAAAAUAAGCUCUGCCCUCAUCCAGAUUUUCCCACUGACGAAAAUACUACAACAGAUUUGAGUGAUUUCUUAGACAAUGACGAUGACGACGAAGAACUGACAACAAUGGUGGAAACCUUUACGAAGUCUUUUUUCGAUCUAGCUCGUUUUUUGGAGAAUGUAUACUUUAGCAUUUUUCCAGACAGCAAGAAGUGAACUCUACAACAAGCAGGAUAGCUCAAGCAGGAUAGCUCAUUCAGCAAGUCAGGAAAUUACAUUGUUAUCACUGGUUAUCUGUAUAAUACACACGGCAAGCUGGGGCCAGUUGUACCAUCAGAGGGGCCAGUUACAUUAAACAUGAUUGUUGUCA